This is a messenger RNA of Pestalotiopsis fici W106-1, 264 nucleotides long. RefSeq lists its product as uncharacterized. The record is from RefSeq and is a predicted model, not a curated record. Lineage: Eukaryota; Fungi; Ascomycota; Sordariomycetes; Amphisphaeriales; Sporocadaceae. The coding region runs from base 1 to 264 and encodes 87 amino acids. The transcript is spliced from 3 exons.
AUGCUGUUCAAGACCUUCCUUGUGUCCGCCACACUGGCCGCCCUUGUCGCAAGCGCAAGCGCUGCCAAGCAGAUUGAAGACCGCGGCCUCGAGCGUCGCGAGACCGACGGGUGGUGCGCCGAGCGCACCAACACCUGCUGGGACUCCAGUGGUGAGCUGGGCGACUGCGAGAACGGCAGUUGCACCAAGGACAACAACAAAUGCGUGCAACACAGAACAUGCGGAGGCAUGGGCUUCUGCGAUGCUUGGGUCGACUGCGAGUAA